CAUCAGCUGGUUUCUAAUCGUUUCCCAUACGUGGGGAGCCUACAUGAUAUUGUCGGUUCCCACGACACUUGACCCGCCGUCGUAAGUCCAUUGCCGUGCCGAAAGGUGGGUAGCAAGUUACGUGUGUAUCACGAGAUACGAGAGGCAAGAGGUGCGGCGCCGGGCCUUGAGGACCUUCACGCACCAUCUUGGGAUAAGUGCCGCACCGCAAGGUGCUUCUUAAGCUUACGAUCUAUUGUAUGAGCACACACCCUGCUUCAGGACCCUGGAGCACCAUCUCCUACAUCAACGAUUUUCACGCCAAGUGCUACUUUCGUCGCAUCGACUUUACCAAGCGUUACGCCGACAGGAGGGCAAAUAACAUGACCGGCAUUCACACUGAUGCCAUCCCGCGCUCGCUGUUGGAUGACAGAGAGCUGCUCUGCUGUCGCAGUUCCUUAUUCAAGGCGAAGCAAGAGAUGGGAUCUGGCUAUGAGUAGUACAGACGCUAUCACAGACUAGUUGUGGCACACCAGGAUGUCUCACAAGUGUCGAGGGUCUGACUGUCACCAUCGAGGGUGAAAGCGCAGUGCCGAGCCCGCGAGCUACACUGGAGUUAUCUCAAACCGUCUGUCACGCGAGAUGGUCACGUUUACCAGUCUGCCGUUCUUAGUGUUACUGUCCACACCGCUACACCCGUGAUAUGGCGGCUUUCUAGCUAAGUAGCUUCAUGAGUCACAUUGCUACGCGCAUUUAUGGCCGCAAAAGCAUCGUACCAGCCAAUCGAGUGGCACUGUCCCAAGCCAGAUGCCAUACACUAUGCUGCUCUCCAACCGGUAGACCUGGAAUGCAGACGACGUUUGCGUUACCAUCAUCUCAGGGAAGAGUGUUGGCAUCUUCCCAAGCAAAAUGCUCUAGGC
Messenger RNA from Baudoinia panamericana UAMH 10762, 899 nucleotides. RefSeq lists its product as uncharacterized. NCBI's taxonomy places the organism in Eukaryota, Fungi, Ascomycota, Dothideomycetes, Mycosphaerellales, Teratosphaeriaceae. The transcript has a single exon. Bases 240 to 479 code for a protein of 79 amino acids. The record is from RefSeq and is a predicted model, not a curated record.